Rhizopus microsporus ATCC 52813 is the source of this 888-nucleotide messenger RNA. RefSeq lists its product as uncharacterized. Gene Ontology annotation, biological process: positive regulation of Notch signaling pathway. The record is from RefSeq and is a predicted model, not a curated record. The transcript is spliced from 3 exons. Gene Ontology annotation, cellular component: nucleus. Bases 1 to 888 code for a protein of 295 amino acids. Lineage: Eukaryota; Fungi; Mucoromycota; Mucoromycetes; Mucorales; Rhizopodaceae.
AUGACGCCGCCUCCAUAUUAUACACUCUUGGAUCCUCCUGUGCCCACCAAAUCAGUAUUGUCUGAUGUACGUAUUAACAAGUCAAUCAAGAUUAAUCAUCAGCAAGAAUUAGAAAAGUUGAAGGGAUUCCUUGAUUCAUUCAAAGAUCAAAAACUGUUUUGGAUCGAAGUAACCUUGAUAGAUCGACUUUACUAUAAAAACGUGAAUCAGCAAAGACCCUUUCAUCGAUUCAAGCGAUCUAUGGAAAUAAGAAAACUAGUCAAAAGGCUAAAGGCAUUAGCUAUUGAAAAGGAACUUGAAAGACUUUAUCUAUCCUUUUGGAACGCAAAAACGCUAGAUAAAUGUACAGGAAAGUGGACAUUUAUACCAAGUAAAGAAUCAAUUCAGUACACGAUGCAUAGACUCAUAGGGGCAGCUCUGAUACUCGAUAAGCUAAAGAUUGUCCUUGUUGAGACAUAUAGAGCCAAUUCGACAUUACUAAAAUUAGAGCACUUUGUCUCUUUGGCACUAGUAUUUAUGGGUAUAUGUAGUCGGAUGUAUAGUCUAUCUCAGGCCUGGAUAAGUCAGAUCGAAGGAUGUUACCAGCAACUCUAUAGCUGGUCAGAGGCAUUUCCUACAGGACUGAAGCAAAAGGAAUAUGAUCUGUUUAUAUCUUCCCAUAAUCUGGCUUGUACAAGAGACACUAUGAAAGAAGCACGUAGUACAUUUGCUGAGCAAUGGAUGACAUUAAAAACAAGCAUUCAUCACAAGACACACCUUGAAACAUAUUUAGCAAAUCAAGCAGUAGUAGACAAGGUGAAAGAGAUCCAAAAAGAAAUAGGCGUCAAGUCAACGGAUCCUUUAUCGUUUGACUUUGAAGAAGACUUGGGAGAAAUUGUUGAACGAUAA